Messenger RNA from Ictalurus punctatus (channel catfish), 4714 nucleotides. RefSeq names its product cdc42 effector protein 4. The coding region runs from base 529 to 1305 and encodes 258 amino acids. Lineage: Eukaryota; Metazoa; Chordata; Actinopteri; Siluriformes; Ictaluridae. The record is from RefSeq and is a predicted model, not a curated record. The transcript is spliced from 2 exons.
CCGACAACCGCACGCGCGCGUUCACACACACACAUACACAUACACAUACACAGAAUAAAGUAGAACAGUCUGAGUACACACACACACACACACACACACACACACACACGCGCGUAUUUCAAACACUUUAAACCAGAUAUUUUAUUUGUUUUUAUAAAGUUUGAAGUUGGAAGGUUUCAACGUUUAUCGCGGAUUUUCUCACGGACUGGAGUUUGUGACUUCACACACAACACGGAGUCCUCUGGUGGAGUUGUAGGACAUCACUUCCCGGUCAUUUUGGAUCCUACACACUCAGUGUGUGUCACAGCUCAGCCUCGUCAUAGUCAUAUGCUUUUUUUUCUUUUUUUUUACUUUUGUGAAAAUCCUUCAUUACAAAAUGGACAGUGAUGUUUCAUGACAUCACUUCCUGAAGGUUCUUGGCACUGAAGGUAUAAUAAGAGUUGUCCGGAGCAGUAUAGUACCGCUCACCUUUAACAGGAAUACACGUUCUGGCUGAAUCACAAUAAAGGAAGUGGUUGUGUUGUUGCCAUGCCGAUCCUGAAGCAGCUGGCCUUGAGUUCGUCUGGGUCAAAGCGCCGUUCUCGUUCUGACCUGACGGCGGAGAUGAUUAGCGCACCGCUCGCUGACUUCCGCCACACCGUGCACAUCGGCCGUGGCGGGGAUGCCUUCGGAGACACGUCCUUCCUCAGCGUGCCACAUCAGUCAGCCAAUCUGGGGCAUAAGAAUGGCCUUCUGCCUCGCAGGUUCAGAGGCAGCAAACGCUCUCAGACUGAGAGAAACUCCAGUGCUAUGAGCUACACGCUACCAGCUAACAGCGCUGUCUCCCUGCCUUAUGUAAGUGAAGAUCAGAACAUGACACUCCGCCUUCCGCAAAGCGCCUCCUUAAAUUUUGCGGAAACGAACGGAAAAACAGUAGUGAUUAAUGGGCGGAGCUUAGAGGUGGAGGAGCAGCAUUUUGGGGAGCCCAGUGAAGUCCCCAUGUUCACACCACCCUCUGGGAGAGGAAUGAAACCUGCAGAGUCAAUGCUGUCUCUCCACAUCGACCUUGGGCCCUCCAUGCUCGGAGACGUCCUUGGUGUCAUGGACAAGCCUGAGGGGGACCAACAGGACCUCGCAGAAGAUCAGAGGCAGGGCUGGAAGGGACCGUGUCCACUCAAGGGUGUGUCCUCAUCCAGCCCUGGAUUAAAGCAGGAGAAAUCUCAAAAAGCACACGAGAGUGAGACAUGUAGCACUACAUACAGCAUUAACAUCAACGACAAAGACUUCCUGUUCAUGGACGAGGACGAGGACGAGAUCGGAGUAUGAACACCGUUUCCUCAACAUUUAACACAUCGGGAUGGAGCUCAGUAACGUCUGAGUCGAAGUGGACUUUAUUCUUUUUAUUAAGUGUAUUAGCUGAAGUGUCAAGUAUAUGAGACCUUCAAAUGCUUACACACACACAUACACAUGUUGGCAGUGUUAAUUGUUGGUGUUAAGAUUUUUAUUUUAUGUAAGUGUCAAAAAAACAUUUAAAACAUUCAUAAAAACAAACCACUAUAUGGUGUAUCACUGCUCUGAACCCACCAGAACCUCGGACCCAGCACCGCUGUGACGUCACACCCUCAGCUCACAGCCCCUCAAAACCAAAUCUUUUUGAGUAAACUGACGCCAACACAACAAGCCACUGGCAGUAAUUCAGUAACACAGGUCUGGAAUGAAAUUCUGAGAGUUUGAGCUGUUCGUGUGAGUCUGUUUCAGACAGGACGCACACACACAGGACGGAUUCUGCAGUGCAUGUAUAAAAGUUAGCACGUGGAUAACCACAGACACGUGUUAUAGCCUCGUUUCAUAAAUGUGCGCCUGUUGGACUCAUAAUAUUGAUUAGAUUUAGAUAAAACAUUUAAGAUAACAAUAGAUGAAGACAUUGUUAUUCCUAUAAUUAGGUUAGGUAAUCAAAUGAUUGUAAACAAUAAUGUAAUGUUUAUAUAGAUUUCCACAACAUGAUCAGAAACUUCAGAGUUUUUUAUUGAAAUAUGUGCUUGUUGAACAUCCCUUUCUAAAUGUAGUUUACAUUUAGUCAUUUAGCAGAUUAUUUUAUCCAAAUCGACUCUAUAAUGAGGAAAUACAAGCAAAGUGAUGUAUCAAGCAGAGAACUAGAGAAGCAGAGUAGAGGUGUAAGAGCCGGUGUGCAGAAUGAUUUUUAAAAAUAAAUAUAUAUAAUGUGAGGGUUGGCGUUUUAGGGGUUAGUUAGGUGUUCAUGGAAGAGGUGGAUCUUUAGUUGUUUCUUGAAGAUGGUGAGAGAUUCUGCGGUCCGGAUUGAGGUUGGAAGUUUUGAAAUAACAAGAGCCUGGACUAGUAGUUGUGUAUCCUGUACGGUGAGGUAGGGUCUGAUUUUCUUGAUGUUGUACAGGAUGAACCUACAGGACCAUGCAGUUGUUGAGAUGUGGUCUGUAAAGGUCAAGCUGUCCUCAAGAAUCACCCCAAGGUCCCUGGCCUUCCCAGUUGGCUUGAGUUUGGUUGAGCUGAGCUGUACAGUGAGGUUGUGGUUGAUAGAGGGGCAGGCUGGGAUGACGAAAAGCUCAGAUUUUGCCAAAUAGAGCUUAAUGUGGUGUUCCCUCAUCCAGACCGAGAUGUCCGACAGGCAAGCAGAGAUGCGUGCACAGACAGCUGGAUCGUCAGCCUGGAAGAAUAAAUAGAGCUGGGUGUCAUCAGUAUAGCAAUGAUAUGAGAAGCUAUGAGACUCAAUCACCUGCCCUAGAGAUGUAGUGUAGAUAGAAAACAGCAGUGGACCCAGAACUGACCCCUGUGGAGGUAAGGACUCUGUGCAGGACACUCGAGUUCUUCUACCUUCUUCCAACCUUCACAAACCAUGUCUUCAUGGAGCUCGCUUUGUGCACAGGGGUGUCGUCAUGCUGACAAGUGUGGGGAAAUUGUAAUGCUACAGCAUACAGAGACGUUAUAUAAAACUGUGUGCUUGUGAUUAACUAGGAUGAUUAGAAAGUCUUUUAUAAUACUCUUAGCAGUGGCCUGUUUAGACGUCCAGCACGCUUGAGGAAAAUGGUUUUAUAUAGAACCAUAACCGUUUCCUCACUUUGUUCUGAUUUCUUCCUUUACAUUGUGUUUGUUCUUAUGAAAAGGUACAUUAGUUUAGGAGAGUUGUGAAUUAUGGGAAAUGUAGAAUAGAAUAUAUUUCAGAAUUUUAGGGAUGUCACGAUACCAAAAAUCUAGUAGUCGGUACCGAUACCACCAAAAGUACUCGAUACUUGCUAUUUUAGUUAUCAAACACUGUCCGACAGUGAAUGCACACACACACACACACACACACACACACACACACACACACACACACACACACACACACACACACACACACACACACACACACACACACACACACACACACACAGAGAGACAGAGAGAGACAGACAGAGACGCGUGCGCACGCACGCACACACACACGCAUGCACAUAGAUGUGCACGCACGCCCUUAUACUCUGAAUGCAAGCAUUAGUUUAAAUUCACUGAUUUGGUGGCAGGCCAAAAAGAUUUAUUAAAAGCAUGAACAUUUGAAUAAUUAUUAGUGACAUUAGGCUACAUGUAUUAGGCUACAUGACAGGACGCGGGCUGAAUGGUGAUGCAUGGUGGCCCAUUAGGAGGUAGUUUAUAACACUGCAAUGCAUUAGCGUCUUUAACAAAUAACUGGCUAUCGCUAACAUUACAUGGAGCAUAACGUUAGCUGGUUUCACGCCACAAUGCAGCUGCCUCAAACAAACAUAAUAUAGGACCGUCUCUCAGGUGCUUCACCAAAUUCCAGGUGUUUACUCACUUUGUCUGAAAUGUACGAUAGCAUCGGUUGCACACCGGAAACCGAUACUGGCUUUCCUCUCUUUUCCUCUCAACGAGUCGGGGCGGAGCUAAACUUGUUAAGCUAAGCUAAUCUUCUGUAGUUUUUCCCGUGUGCUUGUAGGCGUUCUUUUUCUUCUUCACCACUUGUGGACUGACUAAAACACUUGCGCGUAUUUGCUGCCCCCUUCAGGUCCGGCAUAAUCGCAACCUCAGUACUUUCGUUACGCACGGUACAAACGGUACUGCAGAAAAACAAGUACCGUCACGUUUUAAGAAUGUCGGUACCGACUUGGUGCUGAAGUAUCGGUUCUCGUGACAUCCCUACAGCACAUCAUUAGUAUAAUACAUGCAGAUCCAUGCAGCUGUGUGUAGGAAUUUUCUUAUUCAUGACAGUUUAAAUUGUUCUGGGAAACAUGUAACAACAUGAAACAACAUGAAACAACUUUCAUGUAGAAGUUAUAGAGUUAACAUGGUGCUGAUGCACUACACUUUAGUCAGUGUAACCUGAAUGUUUUAUGGAGAAUUCUGGGAAUUUAAGGGCGGGUUUCUUGUUGUUUUAUUUUUAUUUUUGCAGCAGUCUGGGGAUGGUAUUUAGUGUCACUGGGUGUAAUACAUUCCUGACUAUAUUAAUGAAUAUUUAAACAUUAAUAUUAUUUUCUAUUUAAAGAGCACUGUAAUGAAAGUUUGCAGUCAGUGUGCUGCUGUGUUUUUAAUGUAUUUAUCAUUCCUCUUUUAGAUCAGUGUAUGAUGUUUAUCUUUUCCUGCUGUUUCUGUAUGAUUAUAAUACGGUAAUUGAAUCCACUGAUCUAACCUUUCAUGCUAAUUUUUUUGAUUGACCUUUUAAUGCUUCUAUUUUUUAAAUAAAAUGUAAAAAGCUGGAGAACUUUUA